Molecule: messenger RNA, 916 nt
Organism: Dendronephthya gigantea
Lineage: Eukaryota; Metazoa; Cnidaria; Anthozoa; Malacalcyonacea; Nephtheidae
Product: transcription factor ETV6-like
Exons: 3
Coding region: 342-701 (119 amino acids)
Molecular function (GO): sequence-specific DNA binding
Source: RefSeq, a predicted model, not a curated record
GAAUCGUAGAACAGUCGGUCUUAGGCUUCAUCAAGGUCGUAAAUUUCAUCCGUUGUUCGAAGUGUCACAAUAUGCUGUCAAAGUGCCACUUGACUAUAAUAGCAUUUGUGACGAACUUCCGGCAUGUAUUGUUUUGCUAUUUCCGAUUUGGAUUAUGAAGCAGUGUUGAAGUUUUAUAAUUACGAAGGGUUAAAAUAUAGUAUUUAGGUAGGAACUUUUACUCCUACCAAACCAGUGAUACACACAACAUAGGCUAUUUUUGUUGGAAAUUGUUACUUUAUAAAGCGUAGAUGACCUUGGGGUCAGGAUAAAUAAAGAACGUGGUUGUACACAUCUUGAUCAUGGCAGCUCUACCUCAAGGACAUUCUGUUGUCCCAUUUGUCAUGCAAAAUAAUGCUGAAUCAAAUCUGUAUCCAACAAUGGUAAAGCAAGAAAGACAUGGUCAUGAAGCAACAUUUAUGGGCGAGAAUUUUCCAGAGGAUCCCAGACAGUGGUCAUGCCAAGAUGUGCGAAAUUGGCUAGAUUGGAUGGGAAUUACAUACAAUAUAAGAAAUAUUGAUGUUUUGAAGUUUCAUAUGAAUGGAAAAGCUCUGUGCCUAAUGACUCUAGAUAUGUUUUUAUACCGGGUACCUACGGGAGGCAAUCUAUUGUAUCAUGAUUUCCAAAGUCGUUUACAGAGAACCGUUCAUGGAGAUAGGUAGCUAGUGUCUAUAUAGGAUUAUAAUAAUAUAGUUUAUUAUUUUAUUCAGAAUAAUAUUUUAGAAUACUCUAUAUUUUACAUGCAUGUUUACCAAAGAUUUAGCAUUCUUAAAGCACCUCAUCUAAAAUCGUUGUACAAAGAUAGAAUUGUGUUCAUUUUUGAUAACCUAUAACAAAGCACACGUCGCGAUAUUUAUAUGUAAACUAUGAAUAUUUG